AUGAUUCUUACCCAGAACACAUACUCGACAACACAUCCUUUCUUUGUUCAGGGCAACAACACCGACAACUUGGACUCGGACAGCAUCGCCUCGUCGCCGCACUCGACUCUGUCGCAGUACUCCAACAACUUCCACACCUCGACACCGCUGUCGGCGACCUUUGACGUACCGAGGAGGCCCAACAUCAACAUCAACAACAACAACAACAACACCAGCACCUUCAAGUUCCCGGCCUCGUCCCCGUACGACCCAAGCCAGAGCCUCAGCCAAGUGCCAGACCUGAUGCCUUCCUCGUCCGAGUCGUGGUGGCUCCUCCAGAGCCAGCAGCAGCAGACGCCGAGGACGACGCUUCGCAUGGGACACAACCGCGAGUCGUCUCUGUCGUCGCUGAACUCCAACGGGCCCGCGUCUCCAUACAACGCAAACAUGUCGAAUCCGCAGAUUGCCAUCAACGACUCGGGCGAUGCGUUCCACGACCUAAGUGGCGACGGCAACUACUCGUAUCAAUCGACCAAGCCCAUGAUGAGCGACAACUUCUAUGCCACGCUGCAGAGCUUGACCAACCAGGGCAACGGUGCCCCGGACAUGCAGUUCGCCGACGGCCUACCGAGCCUGUCGGCACCCCAGCCCAGACGGUUUGAGCGAGGCCUCCUGCCUGCUGCCGACGUGUCGUCGAUUGGGUCGGCUACGAGAUCCCAUCCCGCGUCGGUGGCGAGUAGCACCAUUGGUGGUGACUCACCUGCCACGCCAUCGUUCCAAGAACCUGCCGAGGACGAGAACAGGAGGCGAAAGAAUGGUGAGAUGCCCGAACCCCCGACUGCACUACAACACUUCCUCGAGUUCCCGCCCGACGAAGAUGACUUCUCUUGCUUACACUUUGACGCAGCGACGUUCAGCAACGGCAACGUUCCCAAGCUGGAUCGCACCAUGACCGACGUCUACAGCGACGAGCUAUAUAGCCCGCACUUUACCAUCACGUCGGCGUCCCCACAGCCGCAGAACCAGAUGGCCAUGUCUCCGAGCAAUACUAUGUUUGCCGAGCGCCUGGCCCUGGCCAACAGCGCACACUUGAGCGCUGCGCAGUCCCCAGUAUCGGGAUCCUCGCGCAACAACUCGCCGUUCAGGCAUGGGUCCCCGUUGGCGCCCGCUCUGAACGACUUUUCUCAGCAGACCCCUCAGAUCCGACUCAACUCGGCCCAGCAAGUGCGCGAAAAGCAGAAGCUAGAGCGGGACGCCAAGGCCCUGCAGCAGCAGCUGGCCCGCAACAACCAGCAGCAGCAGCAACAGUCGCAGCAGCAAGGAACGCCCAGCACCAUUUCCCCCAAGGACGCCAUGCUGGAAUUCAACGAAGCGGAUGAUGCCUCCAACUUCCCGCUGUUCCCCCCGCAGGAGACGGCCACCUUUGGCAUGAACCAGAUGAGUAAAGCAAUGCCUCAACAGCAGCAACAGCAACAUCAUCAGCCGGCAGCACAGAACUUCCAGACGACGAGAACGCCGCUGCAGACGGCCUUUGACUUCAGCAUGCCCACGGGCAUCCAGAUGCCGCAGCAAUAUCCGUUCGUGGCUCGCCCACGCCAGCAGCAGGUCACGCCCUCGGUGUCGACCUUCUCGAGGAUGAGCUCGGCAGAGACCAACGGGUCGACGGGCAGCGACGUCUCGGUCCAGAGGCCAGCAAGGACAAAUGCCGACGGCGGGACAUACACAUGCACAUACCACGGCUGUACGCAGCGCUUCGAGACGCCUCAACUGUUGCAGAAGCACAAGCGGGAAGGUCACCGCCAGGCGAACACGCUCACUACGGCACGGACCCCAGUUACACCCAACCCGGCCAUGCCCGAGACAUUGCUGGGCAGCCAGGCGGGCCCUCACCGGUGCGACAGAAUCAACCCGAGCACUGGCAAGCCCUGUAACACGGUCUUCUCGCGGCCCUACGACCUCACCCGCCACGAGGACACGAUCCACAACGCACGCAAGAAGAAGGUCCGCUGCAACAUGUGCACCGAGGAAAAGACAUUCAGCCGCGCGGAUGCGCUCACAAGACAUUACCGCGUCUGCCACCCGGACGUUGAAUUCCCCGGCAAGCACCGCCGCCGUGGUGGUUCGUGA
Neoarthrinium moseri is the source of this 2106-nucleotide messenger RNA. RefSeq lists its product as uncharacterized. The record is from RefSeq and is a predicted model, not a curated record. Gene Ontology annotation, cellular component: nucleus. NCBI's taxonomy places the organism in Eukaryota, Fungi, Ascomycota, Sordariomycetes, Amphisphaeriales, Apiosporaceae. The transcript has a single exon. The coding region runs from base 1 to 2106 and encodes 701 amino acids. Gene Ontology annotation, biological process: regulation of transcription by RNA polymerase II.